Molecule: messenger RNA, 927 nt
Organism: Pseudogymnoascus destructans
Lineage: Eukaryota; Fungi; Ascomycota; Leotiomycetes; Thelebolales; Thelebolaceae
Exons: 2
Coding region: 1-927 (308 amino acids)
Biological process (GO): dolichol-linked oligosaccharide biosynthetic process; polyprenol catabolic process
Cellular component (GO): endoplasmic reticulum
Molecular function (GO): 3-oxo-5-alpha-steroid 4-dehydrogenase activity
Source: RefSeq, a predicted model, not a curated record
AUGGAUCCCGUACAGGUUUUGCGAAAUUUCUAUCUUCUUGCGUCUACACUGCUUGUGUCAUUCAACGUUGUGCCGUCUUUGCAACAGCGAUUCUUGAAAUAUGGCGCCCGAGCCACCAAAGAGAAGGACGAGCAUGGCAAGCCUAUCGAGGAGCCCGAGUCCAACAGUCGAUUGUCACAGUUGAUGGACUUGCUGGCAUCAUUUGGUGUACCUCACUCGUGGUUUACUCACUUCUACAUAGCCUCAGUGGCGUCGUCCGUAUUCUGGGCGAUACAGGUUGCCUGCAAGGGAUUUGUUUUCAGAUUCCUAGCAGAGCUGCACUUAGACAACUCUGUCAAUGAGCCGUCCAUGGCGAUCGAUCAGGUGGUUCUAGUUUGGGCACUCAUGGCCAUCCAAGGCUGCCGCAGAUUGUAUGAAUGCAUUACCCUCACUAAGCCGACUACAUCCAAAAUGGGCGCUGCGGCAUAUUUACUUGGACUUGUUUUUUAUUUGGCUAUGGGAGUGGUUGUCUGGGUAGAAGGAAUACCUUCUAUACUUGCCAAUGACAUCUCAUUCCAAUCUUUGGCCAUCAUGAUUCAGCCUUCCGUCAAGACUGUCAUCGGCGUGCCUCUCUUCCUCCUCGGCUCAAUAGCCCAGAACACGUGCCACACCUAUCUCGCAAGUCUUAAGAAGUACUCUCUGCCCGAGGAAGGAUUAUUCCGUGGCAUCAUCUCGCCGCAUUAUACGAGCGAAUGUGUGAUAUACCUUGGACUCGCAAUCGCCGGAGCACCCCCAGGUCAACCUUUGAAUAAAACCAUUGCUACCGUGGUCUUCUUCGAGGCUAUCAACUUGGGCAUCACCGCGGAGUCCACUAGAGCAUGGUACAGCGAGAAGUUUGGAGCGAAGAGCAUUGACGGUAGAUGGAGAAUCUUCCCCUACGUUUAUUGA